CUUUUUUAGUAGAAAAUAUUUGGAUUAAUUGAAUAGAUUUUGGUUUUAUAAUUUUAUUAUAAUGUUGCAGAAAGUAACAACAAUGGUGAUUAAGGUUGAUCUUGAUUGCGAAAGAUGCCGCCAGAAAAUCAAGAAAAUACUCUGCAAAAUUCCUCUAUGUUGCAGUCCAGAAAAGAUCAAGAAAAAGAUCCUUCGUAUGGGUGGUGCAUCAGUCGAAUGUAUUGAAAUUCUUCCGAAACAACCACCACCACCACCACCACCCAAAGAAUCUGUAAAAACCAAAGAUCAAAAAGACAAAACGCAGAAGCAUGAACCAAAUCAGGCGAGGGAUUGUUGUCAAGAAUGUUCUGAAGGGCGUCAUGGGGGGCCAUGUUUUGAGGUUUACAGAAGGCUCCCGCCUUCUUUUUAUGGACCACAAGUUCCAAUACCAUGGUACGAAGCUUAUGGACGGCAGGUGUAUGAUGGCUGGGGCUGCAGUGGCUAUCACUACAGCGGUUAUCACUACAGCGGUUGCCGGAGAGGAUGUUGUGUGGGUAAAUGGGAUUGCUUAAGUGAAGAAAAUUCGUGGGCAUGUAUAGUCAUGUAAAAAGAGAUGUCGGUGGACCUAGUUAUGUUAUGAUCUUUCGGUAAUUGCUUUCUUUCGUCCAAAUUAGGUCUAUACGGUAGAACCGAACUGAAUUAACAUUAAGAAAUCGAAAAAAAAAAAAAACUUAGUUUUAUAAAAUUAAUGAUGCUUAUGAA
Jatropha curcas is the source of this 741-nucleotide messenger RNA. Lineage: Eukaryota; Viridiplantae; Streptophyta; Magnoliopsida; Malpighiales; Euphorbiaceae. The record is from RefSeq and is a predicted model, not a curated record.